Messenger RNA from Toxotes jaculatrix (banded archerfish), 2868 nucleotides. RefSeq names its product MAM domain-containing glycosylphosphatidylinositol anchor protein 2-like. Bases 1 to 2868 code for a protein of 955 amino acids. Gene Ontology annotation, molecular function: protein binding. The record is from RefSeq and is a predicted model, not a curated record. The transcript is spliced from 18 exons. Gene Ontology annotation, biological process: homophilic cell-cell adhesion. Gene Ontology annotation, cellular component: plasma membrane. Lineage: Eukaryota; Metazoa; Chordata; Actinopteri; Toxotidae.
AUGGAUCUAAUUAUCUGUGUUUUGGGGCUGCUGGCGCUGAUCGUGGAGAGCAUCCGUUGCCAAGGAGUGUACGCACCUCCGACUGUCCGCAUUAUACACUCAGGGCAUGCCUGUAACGUUGAGGAGGAGAGGCACACGGAGAGAGUCUACACCAUCAGAGAGGGAGAGACCCUGGAGCUCACCUGUCUGGUGACGGGGCAUCCUCGGCCACAGAUUCGAUGGACCAAGACAGCCGGCAGUGUGUCGGACCGCUUCCAGGACUCCAGUGUGUUCAAUGAAACACUGCACAUCGCAAAGAUCCUGAGGACCCAGGGAGGUCGCUACUACUGCAAGGCUGAGAACGGCCUUGGCUCGCCAGCCAUCAAGUCCAUCAGGGUGGACGUGUACUACCUUGAUGACCCGGUGGUGACGGUGCACCAGAGUAUAGGAGAAGCUAAGGAACAGUUCUACUAUGAGAGGACUGUGUUCCUGCGUUGCGUGGCCAAUUCGAACCCGCCUGUCCGCUAUAGCUGGCACCGUGGGAGAGAGGUCCUGACGCAGGGCUCAGACAAGGGCGUGGAGAUCUACGAGCCGUUUUUCACACAGGGGGAAACAAAGAUUUUGAAGCUGAAGAACCUGCGUCCUCAGGACUACGCAAACUACAGCUGCAUCGCCUCUGUCAGAAACGUGUGUGGGAUCCCUGACCGCAGUGUUAUCUUCAGACUCACCAACAAGACAGCCUCCCCAUCCAUCAAGCUGCUGGUGGAGGAUCCAAUUGUGGUGAAUCCCGGCCAGACGGUAUCGCUGGUGUGCAUCACCACAGGUGGGGAGCCUCCCCCCAUCCUCACCUGGGUCAGCAGCAACGACAGCCUGCCACAGAGGAGCGUGGUGAAGGGGGGCACGCUCACGCUACCGGCCAUCACCUCAGACGAGGCGGGGGUCUACAGCUGCGUGGCCAGCAACAACGUGGGAAACCCGGCCAAGAAGUCCACCACUAUUGUGGUGCGAGCUUUGAAAAAGGGCCGAUUCUGGAUCACUCCUGACCCCUACCACAAUGACGACAACAUCCAGAUUGGACGUGAAGUCAAGAUAUCUUGUCAGGUGGAGGCAACGCCACCAGAGGAGCUGACGUUUAGCUGGCUGAAGAACGGCCGUGCCCUGCGGAGCUCAGAGCGUAUGGUCAUCACCCAGACGGACCCUGACAUCUCCCCCGGGACCACUAACCUGGACAUCAUAGACCUCAAGUUCACCGACUUUGGCACGUACACCUGCGUGGCCGCGCUGAAGGGAGGAGGCAUCCCUGAGAUCAGCAUUGAUGUCAACAUCUCGUCCACAACUGUUCCCCCCAACCUGACAGUCCCCCGGGGCAAGUCCCCCCUGGUGGCCCGCGAGGGUGACACAGUGGAGCUGGAGUGCCUUGUUUCAGGGAAGCCCAAGCCCAUCAUCCUGUGGUCGCGAGCCGAUAAGGAGGCGCCCAUGCCGGAUGGCAGCAUGCAGAUGGAGAGCUACGAUGGUGUGCUGCGUAUUGUUAAUGUGUCCAGGGAGAUGACGGGCUCAUACCGCUGCCAGACCAGCCAGUAUAAUGGGUUCAACGUAAAGCCCCGGGAGGCCGUGGUGGAGCUCAUCGUACAAUACCCUCCAACGGUGGAACCGGUUUACAUGGAGAUGCGUCAGGGCCUGGGGAGACCUGUGGUGAUGACCUGCAGAGUUCUGCGAGCCCAUCCCUCCCGCGUGCUGCGAUUCGAGUGGCUUCUAUCAAACCGACUGCUCCACGCCGGAGCCUUUGACGCCCAAAGAGACGAGACAGAGUACACGAUCCGCAGCCUGAAUCGGGACGGCUGGGGGGAGUACACCUGUAAUGUCAUCAACGAGGCUGGAGCGGGCAAAUGCACCUUCCAGGUUACAGGAAAGGCCUACGCCCCAGAGUUCUACUAUGAUACCUACAGCCCACUGUGGCAGAACAGACCCAGGGUCUACGGCUUCAAGCUCCAGUGGACCCAGAUGAAUCCCAAUGCUGUGGACCGCAUUGUUGCCUACAGACUGGGCAUCAGACAGAUGGGGUUGCAGCGCUGGUGGGAACAAGAGAUACCUGUGGAUGGAACAAUCAACAAAGGAGAGCUCAUGACGCACAACCUGACUGAGCUGAUAAAGCCUGAAUCCUACGAGGUCCGACUCACCCCCAUCACACGUUUCGGAGAGGGUGACUCCACCAUCCGUAUUGUCACCUACAGUGCUCCCAUCAACCCUCAUCUGAGAGAGUUCCACUGCAGCUUUGAGGAAGAGCCCAUCUGCAUGUUCACCCAGGACAAGAAUGAUGAUUUUGAUUGGACGCGGCACAGUGCUGCUACCCGCGACACCAAGUAUACACCCAACACUGGGCCUAGUGGUGAUCGCAGUGGCUCCAAGCAAGGUUUCUACAUGUACAUCGAGACAUCGAGACCACGGAAGGAAGGGGACCAGGCGCGGCUCGUGAGUCCGUUUUUCAACGUAGCACCUAAAAACCCUUACGGUAUCACCAACCCACCUGCCUACUGCUUCGGCUUCUUCUACCACAUGUAUGGAAAACACAUAGGAACACUGAACGCCUUCCUAAAGCAGAAGGGCCAAACGACCUCAGAGGGUCCGGUGUGGUCUCUAAGUGGUAACCAAGGUGACCGCUGGAAGCAGGCCAAAGUAAGCAUCCAUCCGACAGCGUCCUUCCAGGUGGUACUGGAAGGUAUCCGGGGACCAGGCAUUGAGGGAGACAUCGCCAUCGAUGACGUCACGCUGGAGGAAGGGGAAUGUCGAGACCCACCGCCCAAUCUUAGCGCCAAGGCUCCGUCUACAUCCUCCCAUAUAUGGCUGCUAUGCAUCACCUUGGUGAUGACCCUCAUAGAAGGUCAGAGGUGA